Fukomys damarensis (Damara mole-rat) is the source of this 3365-nucleotide messenger RNA. RefSeq names its product histone H3 associated protein kinase (gene Haspin). Bases 1 to 2334 code for a protein of 777 amino acids. The record is from RefSeq and is a predicted model, not a curated record. Gene Ontology annotation, molecular function: ATP binding; histone H3T3 kinase activity. The transcript has 2 exons. Gene Ontology annotation, biological process: protein phosphorylation; intracellular signal transduction; mitotic cell cycle. NCBI's taxonomy places the organism in Eukaryota, Metazoa, Chordata, Mammalia, Rodentia, Bathyergidae. Gene Ontology annotation, cellular component: cytoplasm; nucleus.
AUGGCGGCCUCGUUCCGGCGACCAGAGAGCCGGCUUUUCCGGACUUAUGGGGCUGCUGGCGGGGCGAGACCGAGGCAGCAACGGCCGGGCCGGACAGCCGCGCGGUGGUUCCCGCCUCAGGAGCAGGAGCAUUUGUUUAGCAGCAGCGACGCCAACAGCAGCAGCCCCUCACAGUCUUUUGCUUCCGACGAUCCUGACGACCCUGACUUCCCCUGCAGCCCGGUCGGCCGACGGCGGAGGCGUCCUGGCGGCAGAAUUUCCAAGGGCCGGCCGACGCUAGCCGAGACCCCGAGACGCAUGAGGCUGCGACCUCGGCCGCCGCAAAAAUGCAGCACACCGUGUGACCCGCUCCGACCACCUCCUUUCCCCAGCAGCCACCUGGAUCGCCUCAGCCCGGACCUCAGCGUGAGCAGCCCGCCCAGGGACGGCGAGGAGCUGGGCACCAGUGCCUCCCUGUUCAGCGCCCCGGCCUCGACCGACCUCGGACCGCCCGUGCCACGGGACAGUAUCAUCUCCAUCGGCUCCUCUGCCUCCCCAGAUGCGGCCUCUACUGUCACGAGCGGUUUCCACGUCCCGGCUGCCUCACAGGGCCAGGCAUCUGUCCCCUCCUCCCAGGAAGCAUCAAAAGGAGGUGGGUUCAACAGGAUGGUCCACAGAGCUCGUGCCAGCCUGAGGUCAGCGCCCUUUAGCCUUAUGGACUCAGAAAACCCAGAGGAUUCGGAGUUUGGGACAGAUGAGAAAAAUAUGAGGGAGUCGCAUUGUAAAAGACAACUGACAAGAAACAGGCUGGAAAGCUUAGGUCUAAGAAGCACAGGUAAGAAGAGGACUACAGACCAGUCCUCCUUUCAAAAGCUGGGGUCUCAGGGAGCCAUCGGGAAAGACUGUGAGGAGGCCAGUGGUUGCAAGGGCCUAGUUGUAUCUAGGAAAAUCAACAGACCUAAGAGAACUGGGCUAAGCCAGAAAAGGAAACAUCAACAAGUGGAAACCUCUGUCAUCCAUUACCACAAUUUAAAAAAGGAUCAAAAGAUGGGGAAGGAUUCGUUCCUCUCCCAGGACCUGACUUCUCAGGCCUGCUCUUGGGUUAAAACCAAGGCCUCCUUCAGUUUGCACAAAAAGAAAGUUGUGACUGAUAUAUCAGAGGGGUGCAGCAGCUAUACCGUUGCCAGUUCUCUGUCUGGGUCCCUCAUCUCAGAAAAUUCAAGCCUCUCUACCAUGAAUAGAACAAAUAGUGCUCUAGACCCUUGGCACUCCUCUUCUAUGUAUUUGCUAAGCCCUUUAAGGAGUCCACGUGUUGGAGACAAAAAGGCAUCUGAUGCUAAAAAGGUUUAUGGGGAAUGCAAUCAGGAAGGCCCUAUCCCCUUUAGUUACUGCCUUUCCUCAGAAAAACUAGAACGUUGUGAGAAGAUUGGGGAAGGGGUGUUUGGUGAAGUGUUUCAAACAAUUACUGAUAACAUACCUGUAGCUCUAAAAAUCAUUGCUAUUGAAGGAGCAGGUUUAGUGAAUGGAUCCCAUCAGAAAACCUUUGAGGAAAUCCUACCAGAGAUCAUCAUCUCCAAAGAGUUGAGCCUCUUGUCUGGUGAGGUGUACAACCAUACAGAAGGCUUUAUUGGGCUGAACUCAGUGCAUUGUGUUCAAGGUUCUUACCCUCCCUUACUGCUCAAAGCCUGGGAUCACUAUAACUCAACCAAGGGGUCUGCAAAUGACCGGCCCGACUUUUUUGAGGAAGACCAACUCUUCAUUAUAUUGGAAUUUGAGUUUGGUGGGAUUGACUUAGAGCAAAUGAAAACAAAGUUGUCUUCCAUAGCUACUGCAAAGAGCAUUCUACACCAGAUCACAGCAUCCCUUGCAGUGGCUGAGGCAUCACUACACUUUGAGCACCGAGACUUACACUGGGGGAAUGUGCUCCUAAAGAAAACCCACCUCAGAGAGCUCCACUACACCCUCAAUGGGAAGACAAGCACAAUCCCUACCCAUGGGCUGCAAGUCAACAUCAUUGACUACACCCUGUCACGCUUGGAGCGGGAUGGAAUUGUGGUUUUCUGUGACAUUUCUAUGGAUGAAGACCUAUUUACAGGUGAAGGUGACUACCAGUUUGAAAUCUACAGGCUUAUGAGAAAAGAGAACAACAACUGCUGGUGUGAAUAUCACCCUUAUAAUAAUGUGCUCUGGCUACAUUACCUCACAGACAAGAUCCUGAAUCAUAUGACCUUUAAGAGAAAAUAUAACACCCCUGCCUUGAAGCAAAUGAAGAAAAAAAUCCAGCAUUUCUAUAGGACAGUGCUUAACUUCAGUUCUGCCACCGACCUGCUUUGCCAACACAGUCUGUUUCAGUAAGCAAAAAUGUGUCUUACUGCCCCAAAGUCAGGGCACUGGUCUUAAAACCUCCGGUAUUGUUUUCAGUCUCCAUCCCUAGAGCACGGUAAAGGUAGAGUUCCCAUUCUUACAUGUUUCCAAUCAGCUUUUCAAACAAUUUUGUUUUCAAAUGGAAAAAAAAAAGUUUGUUGAAAUGAUUGAACUUGCUGUUAAUGUUCUUAAAAAUAAAUUACAAUUUAGAGGACAUACUCUAAAUUGGUCUGUAUCAGGUCGUGUCGCAUCAGCUCCUUCACUGAUGUGCUAUGCAUGGCACCAAAAUGUUAUGUGCAUUAUAUUGUCAAUACUUGUCUACAUCCACAGUUAAGCCAUUAGAGGAAUCUUAGGUUCAAAGAAAAAAAAUCAGUGAAUAAACUGCAUACGAGAACAAAUGUUUGUGACUUACAAAUCCUCUAAUUGUCAGCAGGGUGCAGCCCAGGCAUUAGUUACACUGAUCCUGUUGCUUUAGGUUUCAAAGCUGGCUUUGGAAACCAGAGGAAGAGACCAAACACUGAAAACAGACUGUAGCAAAGCAGAGACCAAGAAAGAAACUAGAGGGAUAAAAAAGCAAAGUAAACUAUAAGGGUAUGAAAUGUCAUGUUUACCAGGCUCACUCACCAGGUACAUAGAAACAGAGCAGGAUUUCUCAAUUUUUAAAGGAGAAAUUCUCCGUGGUUACUAAUAUUUGAAUUUUUGCUUAUUUUUUGUCAAGAAGAAAACCAGAUCUGAGUGGUUGAUAUUCCUCCUAGACAUGACUGGUAACUUCUAAAUUUUCUCAUGGUUAACCUUGUUUUUUACUUUGCUAAAUGUCUAGAUUUUAUAGUACUGGGCCUCUUUUUAAUUUGUUUUGGGACAAGGUCUCACUAAGUUAAAAAUUGCCCAGUCUGGGUUUGAACUCAUUACUGCCUUAGCCUCCCAGCACUCAGGAGGAUCAGAGGCAUGCACCCAAAGCUGUAGUUUUAUACCUUUGAGAAUCCAUAGUUGAUAUGAAAAGAGAUGUGAUCAUAAUAAAGAAU